GAUUGAACAAGGUUAGUUGGCUUGCUGCUGGACCCGGUGUUAUGUACUGUCGAUGGAGUCGGCAAACAAAACAUCCCAAGAUUUCAUCCAAUCACAACGGAAGAUUUGUUUCUCUAAAGGGACGAGUGGUGCUACUGAGAGAAAGACGUAAACCCCAAAGCUCACCUCUUCCAAAUUCCAGUGCUUGCUUCCUUCGUCUCUAUUUUCAAUCCAGUCCCCCAAUUUUUUUUUAUUAAUCCAAGAAGGAUGGGCUCAUUAGCCGCAUCUCCAUCGUCUCUCUUCAUAUCACCUGAAACCCCCUCCUUUCUUCCCCGCCUUAGCACCACCCUUCCUUUGUUCAAAUCGCCAACUACAUUUCUCUGUUAUCCCAGAUCCUUCAAAUCCCGGAUUCUGCGUCUCUCUGCUUCUCUUCUUCACUCAAAUGUCAACCUUUCCUGGUUCCCUCCCGAUGCCAAUUCUCAACCGGACAACUAUGGUGGUUGGGCCGUUGUUCAAGCUCCUCCAACUCCAAACACAAGCAAAAAAGGAUUUUCUUGCAUUAUUCUUAAGGGUUUUAUUGCUUCUUCAGUUGCUGUUGCCAUUGUCGCCGUUGCAUACUUUCCACUCUACAGAAAGGGGUUUAAGUUUCAGUUUAGCAGUCCAUUAAAUACUUUACACAGGGUCUUUAGCUGGACCGAGACGAAAAGUGGUCAAACCAAAGCUACGGACUAUCUUGAAUCUGAUGAAAAGCCUGCUGAGGCAAUACCCGACUGUGUGCCUCCUGCAAUUACCGAAGCUGUUCCUUCAGCAUCUACGUAUAAGCGUGAACACAUUGUGGUACCAGUUGCUGUGGAUUCUACUCAACAGGAAGCUUUAUUGGUUCUAAAGAAGCUGAAGAUCAUUGAAGAUGAUGUAAGAGCUGAUGAAUUAUGCACAAGAAGGGAAUAUGCAAGAUGGCUUGUUCGUAUGAGUUCUUUAUUUGAAAGGAAUCCUAAGCACAGGAUUGUUCCAUCAAUUGCACUUUCUGGGUCAGAAACUACAGCAUACGAUGAUGUUGGAGCUGAUGACCCAGAUUUUGAAUCCAUUCAAGCUUUGGCUGAGGCUGGCAUCAUUCCAAGCAAGCUUUCAGGGAGGAUUACCGGUUCCAAUGAUUCAAAAGGCCAAGAACCAAUCAACUUUUCUCCUGACCGAUUCAUUUCUCGACAGGAUCUUAUAAACUGGAAAGCCCUGGUAGAGUAUGACUUUGAGCCAGGAGUAAUAGAGCAGAUAUCAAGGACAAGGAUAGAUUAUAUGGAUUUGAAGGAGAUCAGUCCAGAUACAUUGCCAGGACUUUUUAUAGACAUGUUGGCCAGGGAAAAGAGCAUACUCAGAAAAGUUUUUGGACAAAGCAAGCGAUUUCAAUCAAAUAAACCUACAUCAAAAGCACAAGCAGCAGUGGCUUUGACAAGUGGCAGAAUGGCAGAAGCAAUUUCUAAUGAGUUGUUGAAGCUAGAAAUGGAGAGUUCUUCAAGGAGAGCUGAGAUGAAAGAAAUCAAGUCUGAGUUACUUGAAAAGGGAGAUAUACAGAGGUUAUGGGAUGAAAAGCUGGAUGAAGAAAGAACCCGAAGUUUUGAGGUGGAGAAGUUUUAUUUUUCUGCAGCUCAGGACCUGGAAUGCGAGAAAAUUAUUCAGGAGAAGUGGACUGCUGAGUUUUUGAAGAAAAAGGCAGCAGUGGAUUGCCAGAGGCAACUGCUUUCUAGUCUUAAAGAAGAGGUUGCUGAGAUGUCAGAAAGGCUUGCAUCUGAGAGGACCAUGUAUGUUACUGAGCAGAGUAAGUUGCAAGAUAUGGUCAGUGGUUUACAGUUCAAGCGAGAAGGAAUACUUGAUGCAAAAUCCAUAUUGGAAGCUGAGAUUGAAGCUCUUCGGAUUCUCAGAUCUUGGGUAGAGGAUGAAGCAAGAAAAAGCCAAGCCCGAGCUAAAGUUCUUGAGGAGGUGGGGCGAAGAUGGAAAUGGGAUAACCGAGCUUGAUUCUGAGUCAGUUGAAAGUAGAGUCAGCACUGACAGCUUAAAAAUGAUAACAUUGGAAGAAUAAAUAAGAAAUUCCAUGGACAUGAGGGCAAUAUGAGAAAUCUUUAUUAUUUUGUUGAGUAUGCACAGGACGAGGGAAUGUGGUCAGAGUGUUGACAUUUGGAUUGUAUCUACGCUUUUUUGCACGUUCCUCCCUAUAUAUAUUAUAUCUUUUGAUUGGUGCUUUUA
This is a messenger RNA of Durio zibethinus, 2214 nucleotides long. RefSeq lists its product as uncharacterized. NCBI's taxonomy places the organism in Eukaryota, Viridiplantae, Streptophyta, Magnoliopsida, Malvales, Malvaceae. The record is from RefSeq and is a predicted model, not a curated record.